Rotaria sordida is the source of this 736-nucleotide messenger RNA. The record is from the annotation of a GenBank genome assembly. NCBI's taxonomy places the organism in Eukaryota, Metazoa, Rotifera, Eurotatoria, Philodinida, Philodinidae.
AUGUCUGCCUUAACAAGAAAUUCAUCUAAUCCACCACCAUACUUCUAUGAUUUAAAUCCACAACAACAAAAGAAUUGGAUGAAAACUACUCGUCGAAUGGAAAAAAACGAAGAACUACGGGCAGAAUAUCCGCCUUUUCAAUCACCAUCAAAUUUUACAAUUAUUCAUCUUCACCAUUAUUCAUCAAUCGAAACAGUAGAAGAAUUAAUAAUGAUGGCAAAAACAACACAUAUAUAUACAAUCGACACAGAAUCACAAGUAAUAAACAAGGUAGCACAAGGUGCUCUUGUACAAAUUCAAUUUAUUCAUUCAAUUCAAGAAUCAACAUUAGUAUUAAUUGAAAUGUUCUACUUACCAAAUCAAGAUUCAUUGUUAUUCAAGAAAAUCAAGGAACUAUGUUCAAUUAUAUUUCGUGAUGAAAAUAAAAAAAUUACCUGGGGACCAUUCGACAAUGAAUUUAAAAAUUUUCAUUUAUAUGAAUUAUUUGAAAAAGGUAAGAUUAAAAAUACAAUAAAUUUACAGGAUCAUUUUAGUGCUUGGUACAACAAACCUCCAAGUAACACGCAUCCUGUAAAGGAAAGUCGUGAGGAGCAAACCACCUGGUCCUUACAAGAUGCAGUUAAAAUAGCUUUUCAACAAUUCCUGGACAAGAACGAAACAGUUAACAAAUGGCGUUGUGGUUUAGAUUCUAAACUCAAUACAUGGAAGAAAAAAUUAUUUAGUAAAAAUCAUUACA